This is a messenger RNA of Photinus pyralis (common eastern firefly), 2206 nucleotides long. RefSeq names its product neutral ceramidase-like. The record is from RefSeq and is a predicted model, not a curated record. Lineage: Eukaryota; Metazoa; Arthropoda; Insecta; Coleoptera; Lampyridae. Gene Ontology annotation, biological process: ceramide catabolic process; long-chain fatty acid biosynthetic process; sphingosine biosynthetic process. Bases 24 to 2120 code for a protein of 698 amino acids. Gene Ontology annotation, molecular function: N-acylsphingosine amidohydrolase activity. Gene Ontology annotation, cellular component: extracellular region. The transcript is spliced from 13 exons.
GUAACAUUAUUUUUUUAGACACCAUGAAGACAACUAUUCCAGUUGAAAUCCCAAAUACAAUUUUUGUAAUAAGUAUCAUCCUAUCGGCCACCGUCAUAGCUGAAUAUCGCGUGGGAGUCGGGAUAGCGGAUGUUACUGGACCGAUAGCCCAAAUUCAUUUCCUUGGAUAUGCAAACCCUUUUCAGAAAGGUACCGGUCUGCACCUCCGGCAAUUUGCGAGAGCUUUUAUUAUAGAAGAAGAUAAUCAAAGGGUUGUGUUCGUAAGUGUAGAUGCAGCUAUGAUCGGAGCGGGCCUAAGAAGCAAGGUGCUGAUGGAUCUCGAAAAGAAAUACGGCGACUCUUACAAUGAGCAAAAUUUAAUAUUAAGUGCAACGCAUACACACUCAUCACCAGGUGGAUUUAUGAUGGAUCUCCUUAUAGAUAUUUCAACCCUUGGGUUUAUUCCUCAAACGUUUAGUGCCUUACGAAGAGGAAUUGUAAAGGCUAUAAUAUCCGCCCACAACUCUCUGGAAGAGGCCAAAAUAUAUAUUAGCUCAGGCACAUUGCUGGAUUGCAAUAUUAAUAGAAGUCCUUCAGCUUAUUUACUGAAUCCAAAAGUAGAAAGAGACAAGUACGAAUAUGAUGUGGACAAAGAGCUAACCCAAUUGAAGUUCAUUGCAAAAGGUAAUAGUAGGUUGUUGGGAAUCAUAAAUUGGUUUCCUGUUCAUCCAACCUCUAUGAACAACACAAAUACGUUAGUGUCUUCAGAUAAUGUCGGUUAUGCAUCCAUCUUAUUUGAAAAAUAUAUUAAUAAAAACAAAAGGAUUGGAAAGGGCCCAUUUGUGGCAGCGUUCGCUUCAACCAAUUUGGGUGACGUUUCCCCCAACCUUAAAGGAGCACGAUGUGUCGAUACAGGAGCUGCGUGCGAUGCCGUAACUAGCACCUGUGGGGGCAGAUCACAGUCUUGCAUAGCAUAUGGUCCUGGUAGAGAUAUGUUCGAAAGUACCAAAAUUAUAGCAGAACGACUAUUUAAAAAAGCGCUGGAAAUUUUGGAUAAGAACGACGAAGAGUUACGCGGCGGCUUAAUUUUCGGACAUCAGUACGUAGAUAUGCCUAGUCAAUAUAUUGAUCACAUGAUGCCAAAUGGAACUGCUACAAAGGUACACGGUUGUCUACCAGCAAUGGGUUACAGCUUUGCGGCGGGAACGACGGAUGGACCUGGAGGUUUCGAUUUUAAACAAGGCACUUUAAGUGACAACACUAUGUGGAAUUUUAUACGAAAUAUUAUUGCCGAACCGACAAGCGACGAUAUUUCCUGUCAUCAUCCAAAACCCAUCUUUAUACCAACUGGAAGGAUAAACGUCCCGUACCGUUGGCAAUGUCGUAUUGUUUCGGUGCAGGUGGCUAUCAUUGCACAUGUGAUAAUUGCUGCUGUUCCUGGAGAGUUUACCACAAUGGCUGGUCGGCGUUUAAGGAGACAACUUGAAGAAACGUACAGUGAACACGGAAAUCAGAAGAGCAAAGCUAUUAUUGCCGGCCUCAGCAAUACGUAUACUAGUUACAUCGUUACAAAAGAAGAAUACCAAAUGCAAAGAUAUGAAGGGGCUUCGACCAUAUUUGGACCGUACACGUUAGAUAUCUACCUUAAUGUCUACAAAAAUUUAGUCAAUUCUUUAAUGACAAGAAAAGAAUAUGACAAAGGAAUACCGCCAUCCGACAUAUCGGGGAAGGUUUUCUCAUUUGCAACCCCAAUAUUAUACGACUUACCCCUCCUUGGAUAUUCCUUUGGGGAGUGCAUAAAACAACCUUCAUCAGAAGUGAAAACGAAAUCAACUGUAACCACGACUUUUGUAUCAGCUAACCCCCGUAAUAAUUUAAUGCUCGAUAAAACAUACUUGACCGUGGAAAAAUUGACCGAUUCAAAGUGGAAUGUUGUCGCGACGGAUGCGGAUUGGGAAACUACUAUGACCUGGAAAAGCUUAGUGCUCGUAGCUGGAUACAGCCAAGUUACAAUACAGUGGUACGUCAGCAAAGACAUCCCCUCGGGUACAUAUAGAAUCCGACACUUUGGAUAUUCAAAGCCAUUUUUUGGUAACAUCAGACCGUUUGAGGGAUCGACCAAAAUAUUUAAGGUUAUUUAAAUAAUUGUAUCUAUGUAAAAAAUAUAUGUAAUGUGUAAAGUAGUGUAUAUAGAAGCAAAAAUAAAGGUUACAUAGUACAUACUAAA